AAGCUGACUGCCGUCUGUACUUUGGCACAGAGAGAAAACACAAAACAGGUCCGAGGUUUCUGUCGGUUUCUCGUCUCGCGCCGUCGUCGCCCUGUUAACAGCUCACUGCUGCAUGUCGUGAUGGCGCAGGAAAAUCUGUCCGUGGUGCUGCACUCUCAGGGAGACCUCAGGCUGGAAAAACGCCCCGUCCCAGAGCCAGGACCUAAUGAGGUUUUGCUCCAGAUGCACUCUGUUGGAAUCUGUGGAUCUGAUGUCCACUAUUGGCAGCACGGCCGAAUUGGGGACUUUGUACUAACAAAGCCAAUGGUGUUGGGGCACGAGGCGUCAGGGCGAGUGGUGAAGGUUGGAUCAGCAGUCAAGCAUCUUAAAGUAGGUGACAGAGUGGCCAUUGAGCCAGGUGUGCCCCGCGAGACGGACGAGUUUUUCAAAAACGGACGAUAUAACUUGUCUCCCACCAUUUUCUUCUGUGCCACACCCCCAGACGAUGGAAACCUGUGCAGAUACUACACGCACAGUGCCAACUUCUGUUACAAGUUGCCUGAUAAUGUGACAUUUGAGGAGGGAGCUCUGAUUGAACCUCUGUCUGUGGGGAUCCACGCCUGUCGCAGAGCCGGCGUUACGCUCGGCAGCACCGUGUUCAUCUGUGGUGCAGGACCUAUUGGGUUGGUCUGUUUGCUUGUGGCCAAGGCAAUGGGGGCCUCACAGGUCGUCAUCACCGAUCUGUUCCCAGAGCGCCUGACGGUGGCCAAAGAGCUGGGUGCUGACUUCCAGGUGACGGUGAAGAGAGGAGAUGGACCCCAGCAGCUCGCCAAGAGUGUAGAGGACAUGCUUGGAGCUCCGCCUCACAUCACUAUUGAAUGCACUGGUGUUGAGAGCAGCAUCCAAACUGCCAUCUAUGCAACACGUUCAGGAGGCGUGGUGGUGCUGGUGGGUCUCAGCUCUGAGAUGGCCACUAUUCCUCUGAUCAACGCUGCUGUGAGAGAAGUGGACAUCAGAGGAGUCUUCCGCUACUGCAACACCUGGCCGAUGGCCAUAGCAAUGUUGGCGUCAGGUAAAGUGAAUGUGAAGCCCCUCGUGACCCACCGCUUCCCUCUGGAGCAGGCAGUCCAGGCCUUUGAAACCACGCGUCAGGGUCUUGGGAUAAAGGUCAUGUUAAAGUGUGACCAGAAUGACCAGAACCCCUGAUGUGACCCGCCACAGUGAAACAAAACAGAGUGACUCAGCGUGAUAGGCAGACAUCCACAAACUGGACAUUGACCCUGAGAAAGAUAACAGAGCUGGUUUGAAGAGACAGACUAAUAACAGCACUGACUGCUCUAUCCCCUGCACAAGACAUGUAAUUAGCAUCAAAUGGUACGAGUGAUUAUUUUAUGAUGAUCAACUUUGUUAUAUAACCAACAUUUAAAUUGUUUUAUGAUUGUUUAUCCUUUGCAAUUCUUUUGCAUCUGGAAUUUAAAUAAUUUUAAACACUGUAAACUUGGUAAAUAAACCCUUUAAAUAAUCAAA
Seriola dumerili (greater amberjack) is the source of this 1506-nucleotide messenger RNA. RefSeq names its product sorbitol dehydrogenase (gene sord). Lineage: Eukaryota; Metazoa; Chordata; Actinopteri; Carangiformes; Carangidae. Bases 121 to 1185 code for a protein of 354 amino acids. The transcript is spliced from 9 exons. Gene Ontology annotation, biological process: D-sorbitol catabolic process. Gene Ontology annotation, molecular function: zinc ion binding; L-iditol 2-dehydrogenase (NAD+) activity. The record is from RefSeq and is a predicted model, not a curated record.